Messenger RNA from Cicer arietinum (chickpea), 1775 nucleotides. RefSeq names its product protein PNS1. Gene Ontology annotation, biological process: transmembrane transport. Gene Ontology annotation, molecular function: transmembrane transporter activity. Gene Ontology annotation, cellular component: membrane. NCBI's taxonomy places the organism in Eukaryota, Viridiplantae, Streptophyta, Magnoliopsida, Fabales, Fabaceae. The record is from RefSeq and is a predicted model, not a curated record.
GUGAACUACAAGAACAUCUUCCAUGUCACCAUGUGACAUUAAAAAAAAAAAACUAUAUUGUAUAAAUCUAUAUAUACAUGUACAUUUAUAGUAGCUUAAACUAUAUUCUAUAUAGGAAGUUGAAGGCAGAAAAAAAUUGAAUGACAUUUGAUUAAGAAACAAAAUUUGUUGAGAGUAACAUUUGUAAGAUUUGUGGCAAAUUUCUAAAAAAGGGCCAAGAAAUUUGAAUAUAAAUUCAAAGAAACUUUGCAUGGAAUUCUAAGUGAAAUCAACAAUAAAAUUGAACCAACAUGGCUAGUUUGAAGAACUUCAAUGUAAUCACAGUCAAAGAUGAAGAGAGAAUCCAUCAGAAAGAUAUGCAUCCAUCCUCAAACUCCAUAAAGGCACAAGAUUCAACCUUUCUAAACACAACACUAGUUGGAAAUAUUGUGAGGAAUGUUUUCAAGGUUCUUUUUUAUGUCCACUUACUUCUAAUUUCACUUUUGGUUAUUUCCCUCAUCAUCUAUGGUCUUAUCUUUUCCUCUCACAACCACAAUUUUCAACCAAUGAAGUUCUACCCUCCACUCAUUACCUCAAUAGCAUGUGCUGGAGUUCUUGGUUUCAUUUGGCAAUGGUUCACUUUCAAGAACACCAAAAAUGCCAUCAAAGUAGCAUUUUGGAUUAGCCCUUUGCUUACAUGUUCAAUGGCUAUUAUGUUUGUGUACAUUGAAUCUCCAAUAAGUCUUGCAAUUGGUGUCAUUGCUUUGAUUUCUUCAUUGAUUCAAUCUCUUUAUGGUUGUUGGGUCAAUCAUAGAUUUGAAUAUGCCAAAAAUAUUUUAUCAACUUCAAUAGUUGAUCCUCCUUUAAAAAUCAUGAGGUUUACAUUUUCAACAAUUUUCAUUGGCAUGUUUUAUUGCUUUUUUCUUGUGUUAGGAAUUGGAGGAGCUAGAUCAAUUGAAAACAAAACAAAAUUUACUUCCUUUUUCAUCUUGGUCAUUCUAAUGAGCCUAAUUUGGACAAUGCAAAUUCUCAAGAAUGUGAUUCAAGUCACAAUUUCAAGAAUAAAGUAUAUGAAUUUAGGUAAUGGAAUAAUCAUGGACACAAGUAUUGCAUUGCAUGAUACUAUAAAGUACUUAAUUGGAAGUGUUUCAAUUGGUUCAAUUUUAGUACCAAUUAUUUCAACCUUUAGAGGCUUUGCUAGGUCAACAAAACUUGUUGGUGGAGAUAUUGAUGAGUUCAUGUUUUCAUGUGUUAGUUGUUAUAUGGGAAUUGCAUCAAUUCUUGUGAGUUGUGGAAAUAGAUGGGGUUUUGUGCAUGUUGGAGUUUAUAAUAAAGGGUUUGUGCAAGCUUCUAAGGAUACAUGGGACAUUUUUAAUAGGGUUGGAUUGGAACAACUUAUAGACCUUGAUCUAACUGGAUCAUUUUGUUUCCUUAGUGGUGUGGGAGGGGGUGCAGUGUGUAGCCUUGUGAGUGGAAUUUGGAGCAUUGUAUUGCAUAGGAACUAUGCUACUCAAUUGGCCAUUUAUGCAUUUCUAAUUGGAUACUUUAUGGUUCGAUUGGCUAUGGCAUGGCCACAAGCAUGUGUUUCUGCUUACUAUGUUGCUUAUGCAGAGAAUCCACAAAGCACUCAUUUUGACUCAACUAUCCCUAUACGCUUGGAACAACUACAAAGAUCUCAAAUUUAGAUACAUAUUAUUCAUAUUGCUCCUAAGAUAUAUAAUUUCAUGUACAUAACACGUUGGAAAUAAUUUUUCUCUAUAUAUAAAGGUUUUUUAUAUUUAUUUAUAAAAAUUAUA